Messenger RNA from Austrofundulus limnaeus, 1641 nucleotides. RefSeq names its product transcobalamin II (gene tcn2). Gene Ontology annotation, biological process: cobalamin transport. Gene Ontology annotation, molecular function: cobalamin binding. The transcript is spliced from 10 exons. Bases 105 to 1385 code for a protein of 426 amino acids. The record is from RefSeq and is a predicted model, not a curated record. Lineage: Eukaryota; Metazoa; Chordata; Actinopteri; Cyprinodontiformes; Rivulidae.
AUCUCAAAUGUCAGGUCAUGUGAUACUGAAGUCGUGAAAGCUUUUGUCUCCGUUUCCUGACUCACUUCUGAUUUUUCGCUGGACACCGAGGAGCUGGAACUAAAAUGAAGCUUCUUAUAAUAAUUUCUGGCCUUUUGGCUUUUGUCUCCAGCAAACCCUGUGAUACAGAUGGAUCCAACCAUGAGCUGCUCAUGUCACUUAACAAGAAUCUCCUUCGCUCCCUGGAUGGACAGGAAGGACUGCCCAAUCCCAGCAUCCACUUGGCGCUGCGUCUUUCUAAUUACCACAGUCUCGUUAAGGAGGCAGAUUACCUUAAUAAACUGAAAAAUGAACUACACAAUGACAUUCAAAACUCACUCACAAGCAGCCAGCCUGUGACGGGCAUUUUGGCGCUGUACAGUCUGGCGUUGAAGUCCUCCUGCUAUGACCUCAACACCAUCACCUUCACCGUAGGCGACAAGAGCGAGAUGCUGCUGACACAGCUGAAGACGCAGAUGGAACAGGAGAAAGAGCACAUUGCCUUCAGCCACCGCCCUUUGACCAACUACUACCAGUACAGCCUGGGUGUGCUGGCUCUGUGUGUGAGCAGCAUCCGGGUCAACCACCACGUCAUCCACAAGCUCAUCAAAGCAGCAGACGACAGUCACUUCAGACAUGGAGAAACAGAGAGUAUCGACACCUACGCCAUGGCUGGAAUGGCCCUGCAGUGUGUGAAGGACUCUGGRUUUUAUGUGCACAACCCUGCUGAGCUCGACACAGCUCUUAGCAAGAUCAAGCAGAAGCUUCUGGCCUCUCGUCGGGCUGACGGUCACAUGGGCAAUGAGUUCAGCACAGGUCUUGCAGUUCAAGCCUUACUGGCAAUGGGCAGCGACGUUGCAGACUGUUCAGCCUCAAUGGAGGCCAUGAGGACGGCUGCUAGAAGUAAUGUCUAUCACAACCCCAUGGCCAUUUCCCAAACGCUGCCUGCUCUCCAGAAAAAAUCCUACCUGACUGUAAAAAGCAAGCAAUGCCUUAAUGAGGAUAAUUCUCUGGUUCUGGAGCCGACUGAGCCACCUGUGGUCGUGCCGAGCGAUACCAAAGUGAAUGUGAUGGUGGAGGUGGUGACGUCUAGCGGAGCCACGGCUCUUUAUUCUGUGGACGUGCCAAAGGGCAGCUCUCUGUUGGAGGCCCUCGAUGUGCUGAAAACAAAAAGUGUUGGCUUCACGUUUGAGCUGGAGUCUAGCUUGUGGGGACCUUUCUUAAGCACAGUCAAUGGAGAGCAGGCCAGGCAAAGUGAUCGCAGAUAUUGGCACCUCUCCUCUGAUGGCACGGCACUGACUGAGGGCGUUAAUGAUUUCAAGAUUGAAGCGGCCCAAAAGAUCACCAUCAAAAACACAAGCUACUGAGGAUGCAGCAAUGACUGAUGGGACUUAGAAUCCUUACAACUUAAGAGUUUUUGUUUUGUUUUACUCUGCUCAAUGAUUGUAAUAAAUGUUUUGUUCUUCUCUUUAAUGGAAAUCUUCACAGAAUGUUUGCUUGAAUAGAGGUGGGAAACUAAAAUGAAACUGUGAUUUAGGAUUACUUUAAUUGUCUUUGCUCUGAGUGUUUCCCCCCUAUUGGAUUUUCUUUGUAACCUUUUAAUAAAGAUGUGUUUCAAAUAAA